GUUUUAGGAAGGUGUGUUCAAAAGUUAAGAACUAUUUAAAUUAUGUAAAAAGUUUCGAUUUGUUAAUAUGUAGCAUGCACAGAGAGAAAGUUAAAUAUGAAAUAUAUAUAAAGUUUGAUAAACUAAUUAUACAAUACAAGGAUUUUGUUGCAUAUAAAGCAUCAAGUGAACCAAAUUUAGAUAAUAAAUAUAAAUGUGCUUGGAAAUGUUCAAAUUUUUAUUAA
This is a messenger RNA of Plasmodium cynomolgi strain B, 224 nucleotides long. RefSeq names its product CYIR protein. The annotation marks the transcript as partial. The transcript is spliced from 2 exons. The record is from RefSeq and is a predicted model, not a curated record. NCBI's taxonomy places the organism in Eukaryota, Apicomplexa, Aconoidasida, Haemosporida, Plasmodiidae.